AUUCCAAACUCACAAGAAAUCAAAAAUUACUUGACCGAAAAACAACACUGCACAAUAUUGCCGAAAACGAAACACUGCAUUUGCAAAGUGACACGGAUCUAGUCCCAACUAGUUUCAACUACCGCCCGGGAAUCACGAACGGAGAGAACGCUUCUCCAUCACUUCCUGCCCCGCGCACCACCCAUCAACGAAACAUCCACCCCUCUUCACAAGUCGCCUGGCACCAAUCACUCAAAUUAUGCCCGCCGAGAACACCGGAGCCCCUAUCAAUGGGGCUCCCAUCGAUACUGCAGCCCCAGCAGCACAAGACGCAGCGAAGAACGUACCGGCUCCGGCCAGCUCAAGUGCCACCCCCACCACCUCGGAAAAGCUCACAGCGGCGCAGCUAAAAGCCAAGGCGAAGGCAGAAAAAGCAGCGAGGAGAGCACAGGUGAAAGAGGCUAGAAUCGCUGUGCCAGCACCAUCCCCAGUCCAAGAGAAAGGCGCCGCGGGGGAUGCGAAAGGAGGCAAAGGCAAGGGGAGGCAGGAUGGGCAGCAAUCCCUGGGCAAAGGAGGCCACUUGCAGGUACAUCGAGGGUCAGUUGCUGGGCGGCAGCCAUCCUCCCCGGUGCCUGAGAAAGACGUCAGGAGUGGUAUCCCCGAUUGCUUCAGCCAUGUUCCAAUGGCGAAGCGGAUACCGACAUCCCAGGCACACAAAGACGUACACCCGGCUGUGUUGGCAGUGGGCCAGCAGAUGGCCACAUUUGCCCUCAACGACAGCAUCUCCCGUUUGAGAGCGACCCUUUUGGCAUUUGCGAAGGUCAUCGAGUCGUACGAGACACCCAAGGGGAACUCGCUAUCUCGGCACUUUGUCCCACACGUCCUCAACCCCCAGAUCGAGUACCUCACCGAGUCCAGACCAAUGUGCUUCGCUAUGGGCAAUGCCAUCCGACUACUCAAGGGGAAGGUUAACAAAUUCGAUAUCGACACAGCCGAGGACGAAGCGAAGGAGGGUCUCCUGGAGUGGAUCGAUUUUCUGAUCAAUGAGCGGAUCACCCUGGCCGAGUAUGCCAUUGCUAGGAAUGCCGCAGAGUCGAUCAACGAGGGUGACACUAUUCUCACGUAUGGCCACCACCGGCUCGUCGAAAAGACUUUUAUCGAAGCGAAGCGCGACGGCAAGUCGUUCGAUGUUACUGUCAUUGACGACCCGUUCGAGCGCAGCGGCCAGGAGCUGGCAAAGACACUACGACAGGCCGGGAUCCCCGUGCUCUACUCUCCUAAUCUUGGUGGUCUGCGGCCCAAGGUGGCGGCAGCCUCCAACGUAUUUCUCGGAGGCGAGGCCAUCUUUGCCAACGGUUCACUCCAUGCGUCAUCGGGGACGGCCGAUGUAGCCAUGUCCGCCAUGAACGCUGGUGUCAAGGUGAUUGUUCUUUGCGAAACCAUCAACUUUGACCGAGACCGCGUGUCGGUCGACUCUCUCACGUACAACGAGGUCGACCCGGAGAGGAACACGGGGGAUUGCUUCCGGCUGCUGUUUGACAACACCCAUGACAAGUACAUCACGGGCGUCAUUACCGAGUUCGAGAGCGGUGGUGGCAAUUCGCCGGCCCAAGCCAUCCUGGCUCUGCUGCGGAAGCAGGAGGAUCCUCUUAUUGACUAGGAGGUCAGGGGCCCGGUUGAAUGAACGAGGGCAAGUGCAUGCGUAGCUUAUGUUGCGGCAGGCACAGUAGCUAGAUGGUUGAAGCCAGGUCGAG
Messenger RNA from Chaetomium fimeti, 1733 nucleotides. RefSeq lists its product as uncharacterized. Bases 239 to 1639 code for a protein of 466 amino acids. The record is from RefSeq and is a predicted model, not a curated record. NCBI's taxonomy places the organism in Eukaryota, Fungi, Ascomycota, Sordariomycetes, Sordariales, Chaetomiaceae. The transcript has 2 exons.